This is a messenger RNA of Styela clava, 1812 nucleotides long. RefSeq names its product NADH dehydrogenase (ubiquinone) complex I, assembly factor 6-like. NCBI's taxonomy places the organism in Eukaryota, Metazoa, Chordata, Ascidiacea, Stolidobranchia, Styelidae. The record is from RefSeq and is a predicted model, not a curated record. Gene Ontology annotation, biological process: biosynthetic process.
UGGAAUUGUUUUCUGUUUUUUAAUAAAGUACUUUUUUGGAUUAUUCGUACAUUUUAUUACAGUACCAUAUAGAGUAAUUUAUGUACUGUACAGAAUAAUGUUCCGACUUACACUGAAAUUCGGGUGACACCGCGUCUCGAGAACGGAACAUCGUCGUAAGUCGAGGACUCCCUGUAUUCUUCUUGCUAUCAGGAUACUUUUUCUAUUAUGUUAUAUUUGUAUUGAUAUUGUAGAUUGUGCCAUUCCCAUAACAAUAUAUCUCGUUAAUUCUAUUUUUACUGAGCUUAUCUCAAUUUAUGGGUUACUGAAAAUCUGAUUUCAAUUUAAGGAUAAUUAUGUUCGAAGCAACUGGCGUGAUUAUCCUAUAUAAAAAAAAAAUACUGGUAUUGCUGUCUUUUAUAGAUUGAAUUUCAACAAUUUUCGUUAGUAACAAAAUAAAAUAUUGAACUAAAUCAUAUGUAGGAUGGCCGUCCUCCAUGUAUUGUUUAUUUAGCAUUCUGACUAGUUAACUUGAAAUAUAGAAGUGACUUUGCUCAGUAAAUUCAUUGACAAUUGCAUAGGUCCAUAGCUGGUCGGAAUUAUUCCUUUAAAAAACAGGCAUGUGGAUUCUGCUAGUUUAACACAUUUUUGAUUCACUUUUGUGAGGUUGAAUUGUACGAGGAUAGUCCUAACUUUUGACUUUAAAGUCAAUUUCAUCAUUAAUCAUAAUAAGUAUGAUUCAAGUAUGAAUCCAGUAUUGCUUGGUGAUGUUUUUAUCUUUUGCAUGACUCUUUUAUAAUGCAGUUUUUGUUUUUAUUAUCACAGCGUAGUUAUUGAGUAUAGAUUGUAAAAGUGAAAAAUGAAUACUGUGAUUCGAUCGCACUGGUUAAACCUGCAGAAAUGUGGAACAAAUUAUUCAAAUAAUUUAACCAAAAGACUAUUGAAUUCACAAAACCAAAAGACAUCAAGUCAAAGUCAUGAAGUAUAUUGCAUGGAACUUGUGAGAAAGAGGGAUUGGGAAGGUUAUAUAGCAUCACUUCUGCUUCCAAAAUCAUCAAGGAGAUCCGUGUUUGCGAUUCGAGCUUUCAACUCAGAACUUUCACAGAUCGGUGGUUCAGUAUCGGAAGUAGCUAUCGGACACAUGAGACUGCAUUUCUGGAAACAAUGCUUAGAAUCAGUUUAUGAUGGGAAACCACCAGAGUCUCCUGUAGCACUUGAACUACACAGAGCAAUCACAGCUCAUAAUCUUUCAAAAAUAUGGAUGAAACGAAUGAUAGAAGCAAGAGAAGACUACAUUGAGGGUCAAGGAUUUAAAAGUAUUCGAGAAUUAGAAGAUUAUGCUGACAACACUUCCACUGCUCAACUUUGUCUAACAUUACAAUGCUUAGGUAUUGAAGAUGUUAACAGCGAUCAUGUAGCGAGUCACAUUGGUAAAGCGCAAGGUAUUAUAACCACCAUCAGAUCUACACCAUAUCAUGCUGCCAGAAGAAAAGUUCAAUUACCGACAGAAUUUUUAUCAAAACAUUUAGUCUCACAAGAACAAAUUUUUCGAGGGAGUGAGGAACAAAAUGUUCGAGAUUUAAUUUAUGAUCUCGCAAGCCAGGCUCAUAUCCACCUUCAACAUGCACGAGAUAUUGCUAUAAAAAUCCCAAGGAAAGCAAAAAUUGCUUUUUUAAAUACAGCCUCUAUGGACUGGUAUCUGGAACGUUUGAGACUGGGAGAUUUUAAUGUUUUUCAUCCACAUCUACAGCGACGCAAUGAUAAAUUACCGUUUACUGUUUUUUGUAAAUUUGUGUUGAAAAAAUUUUGAGAAAGUUUUCAUAUCUUGAAAUA